Molecule: messenger RNA, 3006 nt
Organism: Megalobrama amblycephala (Wuchang bream)
Lineage: Eukaryota; Metazoa; Chordata; Actinopteri; Cypriniformes; Xenocyprididae
Exons: 14
Coding region: 429-2660 (743 amino acids)
Source: RefSeq, a predicted model, not a curated record
UAAAUCACUUCUUAACUGUUUUUGUUUGCAGGGUUCAGAGUUUUUUAAUCGACACGCUAAUCGCACGUGUUUAUACGUUAGCUGUUUGAUCAAACUUACAUUGGCAGACGCGGGCACACUUUUAAACCCAGUUAUGUUGUCUUCCAGCAGCUCGGCAGGGUGCCACAGUCAACUGUAUAACUCCAUAUGUUCAUAUCUGCACAAUCAGAACCGAGCGCAGCCCAUCAUUGGUCUGAACUCCAUCACUGAGGUGUUGACAUACAGUCAGCCUGCGCUGUACUUUUGUGAUGUCUGCUUUUUGAGAAUAACCAAGCCUGACAUCAGAAACCACAUCAUGGGGGAGCAUUCACAGAUAUAAUUACAUUAAAUCUCAUCAUGCAUGUGGGUGGAGAUCUUAUACAGACCUGACUCUUCUGGCUCGGCCUCUCAUGGAUAUUGCAAAAAUGGUUGAAAAGAGGGAGGGAACAGGUGAUGUACAGGUUCUGUGUGUGGAUGAAAUCAUCUACAACAAGAUGACAUCAUUGCCUGUCCCUGAUGCUUUUGUUCAGAUGAAGAAGAUUAAGAAUCAGCGAAACUCUAAUGCGCUUCAUUCGCUUGUUCAUAUCAGCCCAUCUGAAGUGAAAGGUCAUGAAACCAGCUUUCAAGAGCAGGAAGAGUCUGGCAACACAGACGGGACUGCACAACUUCCAACUUUACUAUGUUCACACCCGACAGCGUGUGCAUCUGCAACACUAUUGAGGUCACCAAAUGCAUCGCCCCCUAGAACCGAAGGGCAUCUCAAACCAUUAACCAAAUGCCAGGAGUCAUCUACAUUUCGGAGUCUAGCGGAUUCUCCCGUUUCAUCUAGAAUACCUUGUCUAAAAAACUCCCCGGCUCCAGCCUUCGUCCAACACAUAAAUCAGGAUCAGCCUGUGAUCCUAGACAGAAAUCAGAGUCUACAAAGAUAUGUGACGCCAUCUGAAAACCAAUGUCUAACUGAAACAAGGUCAAUCACUGUCGUAAGACCACCAAGACAGUGGAGCCCCAUCAGAAUUGCUUUCCAGAAUGACACUGUGCAUGCUGGUGAAGAAGAUGGGAAUAAUGUCAUCCAUUCAUUUGGAGUCAGUUAUGAAUCAUUGCACCCAGCUCAGACCACGCCAUAUGAAACCCAGCUGCAAACUCCAGUAAACCACAUGGUACCAGAGGUAACCCAGAGUCUAACAAACAGGCAUAGAUUUUUCAUAACUGAAAGCUCACCUGAUAGUCCAGAGCCUGUCAGGGAUGUGGAGAUUACCAGUGUUAUCAAGCUCAUCAGAACACAGAUGCUAAAAGGAGCAUUGGAACCAGCUGCAACACACGAUUCAAAUCAAUCCCAUGAUGAAGCUAAUUCACAGGAACCAAUCGACACCAACCGGGAAGCACAUGUGGAGGCUCAAUCAGACAACUCUGAAGAGAACAGUUUUCCGUUCUCACAAAACCCGAUUGCCCAGUCCCCUCUUACUCAGACACAGUGCCCUUCUGAUCAAGUUGAAUCCAUUGAGGGUUUUCUAAAAAACUACAAGGGUCGAAAGCCUCUUAUCGGUCUACAAGCUGUUAUCAAGUGCCAGAGUGUGGAUGGGAAUCCACCUCCAUGCUGUUACCUGUGUCAGCUGUGCUCUAUGAAGUUGAAGAAGAAGAAAAUAUUCAGCCACUUGACUAGCUGUGACCACCAGCGAAACUACCUAAAAGUUCUCCACCCGCAGCUCCUGCCUAAAAAGCGUAAACACUGCAACACAAAUGAGAUGCUUGAGGAUAUUGCUAUCAAGCUGGAGAAAGAGGAUGGAAGAGGACAAAUAAAGGUGAUGAGGUUGUCCGCUUGUCUCAUAAGUGAGGCUUUGCACAAGGAUUAUCAAUGGUGUAUGAAGAUGUUGAACUGUGGAGAUGAUGUGGGGUGGAGAUCAGAUCUGCUGUCUUUCAAGGAUAGAACUGACAAAACCACAGGUCCCAGUCAGACUCUUAAACGCCCAGCCGAGUCACUGCUGCCUCCUUCUGAGAAAUCUCCUAUUAAAGCUCCUGAUGGACCUCCAAUCCAUCAGAUGCCCAAAAAAAUCAAGAAGGGCCAUCCUAAGCAAGUCAUGAGCAUUAACAAAAUAAAGAACCCUGUGUUUAAGGUAAGCCUGUCACUGCAGGAGGGACCCAUCGUCAUUGAGAGAACCUCUCUACGAGACACAGUCACAGUGGCGCCCGAGAUCGAAGGCCAAAGCCAUGCGUCCACAUGCACUCAUGAUGAUGCGACUAACACGCAUCCUGAGGUUCAAGCGUGCAAUCACGGAUUCCCACCCACAGUACACUGUGAGAGUACACAGCAGUAUCCUGACGGAGAUGUGCUCGCUCAGACGGACAUUCCCACACUGACCUAUACACACACAGAGGUGGACUCAGACAUGGACAGUCGUAUGUUCAUGAAUCCUGCUCAGUAUGCAUACUCAGGGCAGUUUGACCAACCUCAAGUCAUCCAAAGGGUCGAGCCUUCUCUCAGACCUAAGGACUGUGGUGCAGUGGACGAGGUGGUCGCAGUCACGUAUGCUGAAUGGCCGGAGCAGGACUGGUCCUUCUAUAACAACGAAUGGAUUGCAAUGAGGCAAAACCAGGAUGGAAGUAAUUAUCAUCCUGAGUGUGGAGGUUACAUGCACUACUGGUGAGAAUGAGUCUUCCAGCGCGUAAAAAAAUGCAACAAAUAGUUUGAACAUGUUUUUGUAAAGAUGCAGAUCAUUUUGCAACAGAAUUCAGUUCAAACUGUAUUUCCGUCUUUUUCAAUGCAGCCGAAUUUGUGCAGUUGGUAAAAAAAAAUGGGACUGAUUCAUCACUGAAAUAUUAAGCUGUAUUUAGACAUCUCAAAAAACUUGAAAGGGCUUCUACGUCAUACAUAUCACUUGUGCUUCUUUAGUGAAUGCAGAUUAAUCCAUUGAAUUUGUGUCUUUUGACAAUGUGAAAACCUAUGCUAUAUAUAUAUAUAUAUAUAUAUAUAUAUAUAUAUAUAUAUAUAUA